CGCGAACAUUGUUGUGUAUACUAUGUUAUUGUCUCCUCCUCCUCCCCCUCCGUCGUCUCGUCCCCAAACCUUCGUCCUGCACAACUCAGCCUCGAUGAUGCAGCUACAUCCAUUCGGGCCUCCCUUGAAGCCCUUUGGGAGUGUCCCACCGCCCACUGUACGGCCAGUCAGCUACCGGCCCCCUCCUGUGAGAGAGGCCGCAAGGGUUGGAGGCCCAACAUUGCCGGUAGCGGGACGAGCCGCUGUAGGACCUUACGUUAAGGGCUCGGCUGGGGAGGUGUACGAGCUAAUCGAGCAGCUGCAGUCUGCUUUGUUUGGGGGUGUCUAUAGGGCUAGGGGCUUGAAGUCUGGCAGGGACUAUGCAGUUAAAGUACUGCACAAGAGGGAGCUUGCCAAGAUGCAGAGGGAGGCUAGGGGUCAUCGAAAUGUCGAGUUGUGUGAGAUGCCGCUGUCGGAGGUGACAUAUGCGUCUAAGAUGAGGGGUAAUCAUUAUAUCCUUGAGCUGCUGGACCACUCGGAAGAUGACCAUUGCCAUUACCUGGCGUCACCCUUGGCACGAGGAGGGGAUCUGUUGGAGGCACUGAAGGAGAUCUCGAAUGCUACCGAGAGUGGGUUCCAGGAGAAGAUAGUGAAGUGUGUGGUGGCGGAGGCGGCCCAAGGCAUAGCCCAUCUACAUAGCCACGGUCUGGCCCUACAGGAUGUGUCACUGGAGAACAUGCUACUGUUUGUUGAGCCAGAAUCAGGCAACUAUACUGUUAAGAUAUGUGACCCAGGGCAGGCCACUGAGUUCACCGUAGACAAGCAUGGAAGGGAAGAACCAAUACACUUCAAAGGCCUCCUAGGGAAGUCUUUCCGGCCCCCUGAGCUCUACUCCAGAAGGGAUUACAUCGCCACAGCUGUUGACUCGUGGUGCCUCGGCUGGAGUAUAUUCUACCUUCUCACUGCCAGAAGCCUCUUCCAGACGGCGGACCCUCAUAGUGGGGAUAAGGACUGGAUCGCCUUCUCCACUGGGGACGUGGAACAGCUCUUUAGGAGGAAGGGCGCCCGACACCUUUCUCGACAGGCCAAGGAUUUGAUACUCAAGCUCAUGCAGCUCGAUCCUCGGCAACGGUUGAGUGUGGAUCGUGUAUUGGACCAUCCUUGGUUCGUGGACAAGCCUAGCCCAGGUCGAUGGCCAGCACCCAGUCAUCUCGUCAUUGAGGAGCGGGAGAUGCUUGCCAAGAUACGUGCUCGGCUGGGCACGGCCAGUAGAGGGGCCAGUACGAAUGUUCCUAGCGACAGUGGCACAGUGGUGGAAGCAUCGGCUGAGACGGUUCGUGAGAGGACGGGUUCCACUACCUCGACCACUACAGAGUCCCAGAGGACAUCUCUACGUGGACCCCGUCUUGAGUCCAUUGAUAGUGUUAACCGGACCAGUAUAGGAUCUUCUAGGAGGUCAGCGAAGCAGGUGUCGGGGGCUCACAGGAUGGACUCCAGGCCGAGCAUGGCCAGCGUGAGGAGCAAUUCCCGACUGGCAUCUUCUGCCACCCAUUGGCCGAUCGCUCACGACGUGAACGAGGGUGACAGGAACAUCGCCGAUACACGACAUCCGUCAGCGGCGAGGAUAGUCGGCAGUAGAUGUCCUGUCAACUCCCCAUUGUAUGGAUCCACUCCAUGCUUCGUGUCACCACGAUCACCUCGACUCGCAGAUGCGAUUGCUUUGAACGCCUAUCACACUCGUCUAUCUCGGAGCCCUUCCCCUCCCCCGCAGAGAGUGCCCUUCUCAUCAAUACCAAAAUGGACGACUGUGGUCGAUACCAUGAACGCUCGAGCUCGAUCGCCCUCCCCACGCCUGUUACCGUCACCUUCAGUACAUCAUCAACAACAACAGUCUGGUCGUGUGAACUCUAAUACGAUAGCUUACUCCCCAGAUGCUACUGGCCGCACUGUUCACUAUCGUGUCACAUCGGGCGGCCAGUCACCCAUUCUAGUGGGGAGUGGCUCUGCUGCUCUUCGUAGCAGAUCGCCCAGCUUUAUGUCUAUCCAGGGCAGCCCUAUGGAGCAGAGAUGGCCGAGCCCUAUGCCGGGGCCAGGGAGGACGGCACUGUCCCCUCCGGUCUUGGGCAGAGGGCUGAGGCUGAGUAGUCGUGGUUGAGAGGCGUACUAUUAUAUAUAAAUCCAACUCGAAAACUCGUAUAUCGCUGAUCAAAUGCAGUGUAAUCAACUCCCAUGCAU
Messenger RNA from Perkinsus marinus ATCC 50983, 2214 nucleotides. Its product is annotated as MAP kinase-interacting serine/threonine-protein kinase, putative. Gene Ontology annotation, molecular function: ATP binding; protein kinase activity. Bases 23 to 2134 code for a protein of 703 amino acids. The transcript has 17 exons. NCBI's taxonomy places the organism in Eukaryota, Perkinsozoa, Perkinsida, Perkinsidae. The record is from RefSeq and is a predicted model, not a curated record. Gene Ontology annotation, biological process: mitotic cell cycle; protein phosphorylation; regulation of cytokinesis. Gene Ontology annotation, cellular component: spindle pole; centrosome; cytoplasm.